AACAAGAUGGCGGACUGACUGACGAUCGAAAGGUUUAAUGUUAUAAGUGUUCAAAUGGUUAAAUAAGAAAUCUGAAGUACACAUUUAAGAAUGGACUCUGAUCAAGAGGAAGUGCAUGACCAUCAGAGGGAUGGUAAAGCGUGUGGUGGUUUGCGGAAAGAGUUGAAAGAAUGCAUUCUUAAGAGUGACUGUGUGGUCAAGAAUAAAAACAAUCCCAAUUACUGCAUGAGGUCAGAAGCAGAAGGUGUUACUGAUGAAUGUAGAAAAAUACAGUAUGCAUUCUUUGAAUGCAAAAGAUCAAUGCUUGACUUUAGGGCAAGAUUCAGGGGAAGAAAGGGGUAUUGAAAGAUGGUAUAACAAGCACAAGGGAUGGCAUUCAAGUCUUUGCAUCUUGAACUGAAAUAUGGCUUGACAGUAAAUAUAAAGUCAAUACUGGAAACGUUAAUGAAAAACUGAGAUCAGAAAAUGUAAAAAGAAAUACAAACUACUGUCUUUUCAUCAA
Actinia tenebrosa (Australian red waratah sea anemone) is the source of this 502-nucleotide messenger RNA. RefSeq names its product cytochrome c oxidase assembly factor 5. Gene Ontology annotation, cellular component: mitochondrion. Gene Ontology annotation, biological process: mitochondrial respiratory chain complex IV assembly. Lineage: Eukaryota; Metazoa; Cnidaria; Anthozoa; Actiniaria; Actiniidae. The record is from RefSeq and is a predicted model, not a curated record.